AUGGCGACUCCAUCUGAUCACGUGUUACUCCGUCCUUUUAAUGAUGUGACGAAAUGGGCCAAGUUUGCGCUUUCACAGGCCAAUGGGCAUUCAUCAGACCAUGGCUACCAACAGACGUCACUUCACCAUUCGUCCCAGUCGCUAUUGAGAGAAGGGGAGCGAGCUUUGCGACGCUUGGUACCACUGCUUGCAGUGUCUUCUCCUCAAUUGACUGAAUUCCUAAGGCAUCUGACCUUGCGCAACGAAGAUGUCGUUUGUCAAGUUCGAUCGAUUGACAUCUUACUUUAUGAUUUUGAAGAUUUCAUUGAGCCACAGACUUUUGACAAGGCCAAGUUUGACGAGCUUCAAGCUGCGACAAAGGAAUUGGCCAUCACUCUUGUAGAAGAGAUUACACGGUUUACAACAAAGUCGGCUCUGGAAUCAUCACCGGCCCCCUCAAAAUUCCCACCUCUUCCACCUCUUCCACAAUUUACCAGUCCUCCCGAUGUGGCCAGAUCGAGCUCUCAGAUGUCCAUGCGGCCUCCGAUCAACACUGCGAGAUCUGGGUCUAGUCUUGGUCAACAUCAGCAAAGACCCUCCCUGAUCGGUGGUUCAGAACAACGUGACAGAUCUCACUCUGCGGGACGUGCAUUGAGAACUGCUGAUUAUUCUACGUCACGGUCACCAAUUACCCCAAGUGGCCUCGCUUCUCCAGUCACCUUGCCUUUGACAAGCAAAUACGCGAUUCCAGAGCAAGAGGCCCAAACCUUCCGCUAUGUCCAGGCUCAUCGACGACAAGACAGUGAUUCAGAUGCGAUUUUAAAUAGUUUGCAGGGUCUGGAUAUUGGAGCCAUCACUCCUCCAAGCUCAGUUGCAUUGUCCCCCAAGUCAACAGGCUACCAGAACGCAGCCAACCAAGACACAAGGGGCUCCUUCGGUUACAAUCAACAGGAUACUCCUCCGCCAUCCGUGACUACUGAGCCAGUUUCGCAACACGAUUGGUCUGCAGCCAUUGACCAACAAUCAGCUGCUGUCCCACGCCCAUCAUCUGUGACAGCUUCCCAAUACACCAGCCCAAAGCUCACAGAAUACCGGAAUUCGGGGUCCUACAUACCAUCUGCAGCGCCGCCAGAACAUUCACAAUUGUUCAUUGUCACCCAAGGGUCAGCACCAUCCAUACGAUCAGACGGAAGCGGUACGUCAGGUUCCAAAGCAGUAUCAACGUCUUCUAGCUCGAUAAGAAAAGAUUCUACCUCUAUGAAAAGCAUACAGUCUCUACCGACCUAUGAGAUCGGAUCAGACAGCUCUCUGGCCCUACUGGGUGGUCUAUGUAAAGGAGCUCGAGCUUUUACCUCUGCAGGUCCCGGACAGGCCAUCAAAAGGGUUGGCGGCGGUUCAGACGGUGCAACAAGACCCAGAGAGUAUUCUCAAGAAACUUUAUUUGGGCAAAUGCUGGAUAAUCCGACCGAGACUUUCACAGAACCAACUGCACAGUGUCUUCAUUGUGAGUACAAGACUCCCUACUCCCAAUUGCGCCAGGAUAUGGAUCAAGAUCCAUUGGCCAGCCAGCAGACGAGAGGUAUUCUUCACCGUCCUCGCUUCCUCUUCAAAUCUCAUAUUGCAGUCCGGAACGUCAACUCGGUGUACUUUGGUUGUCUCUUUUGUGACAAGACAAAGUCUACUCUCCAGGAAGACGACGCUACCGUGUUUCAGUCAAUCGAUCUCCUCUUUCGUCACAUUUCUCGGCACGGCCAUCCCUUGUCGCAUGUUCCGGGCGUGGAAGUAGUCUACGAGCACAGUGAUAUAAACUCACGAGGGCGCCAAGACUGCGAUUUAUAUAUCCCAAAUUCUACCAUGACUACUCUACAUGGCGUGACCCGAACCAACGAAUCAAAUCGACUCCCAUCGUUGCCGGUCGCCCGGGCGGUAAAAGACCACAUUCGGCGGACUAAUGAGAAGCCACAAGCAAGACCUGAUGCAACCUCGGAGAUUCUGCAGUUCUUCUCAGGGGCGAGGAUAGUUGGCGUCGAGUUCCCGGAGAAGUGGGACGGGAAGUGGUGCCAAGGCUGGCACGACGGUGUAUUUGGAACGUUUCCAAGUAAAUUAAUCAGCUUGGAUAUGCCACGGCAUGUCAAGAUCGCUUCCUUACCGAAUACGCCGCGAACUGGAGUAGUCAGAUGGAAAUUCGAGAAGCAAAGGCAGCCUGGCUGGCUGGCACUCAAGAAAGGCGACAUUAUCUAUAACCUUGCUUGUGAGUUCUCUAUCAUCAACAACAUGACCAAGAUUGACACUUACACUGCCUACAGGGGAGGAUCCACAUGCGUGGUUCUGGAGUGGUUCAAAUGCCAAGAGAGAGUAUGGAAUAUUUCCGAGGUCUCAUAUCUUAAUUGA
Molecule: messenger RNA, 2370 nt
Organism: Fusarium proliferatum ET1
Lineage: Eukaryota; Fungi; Ascomycota; Sordariomycetes; Hypocreales; Nectriaceae
Exons: 3
Coding region: 1-2370 (789 amino acids)
Source: RefSeq, a predicted model, not a curated record